UGCCGCUGCCGCUGCCCGCGCCGUUGCAUUGCACUGCAAUCGCGCUCCACUCCAAGCGCGGCGCACCCCCCUUUCGCCAACGUUUUGGCCCUUUAACCUCUGCAGCCGUCGCGCUCCUCUCAACCCUCCCGACACACACAGCCCCCCUGCAACGUCGACAUGGCUCCCGCUGUCCCACGGUUACGCAUUCUCUCAGUGGGCGGUAAUGCCGUCUCAGCCUUCCUAUCAUGGCGACUUCAAGCGACAAACGCCUGCGACGUCACCCUCGUCUGGAAAUCGGGAUACGAGAGCGUCGCUCAAUACGGCAUCACAUUCAAAUCCUCGCUCUACGGCAACGAGCGGUUCAAGCCCCAUGCCGUCGUGCGCACACCCGAAGAUGCCGCCCAUUCUUCCAAGCAGCCUUUCGAUUAUGUCGUCCUCUGUGUCAAAGCUCUUCCCGAUGUAUACGAUAUCGCCAACAUCAUCGAGUCGGUCGUUUCUCCUCAGCACACGUGCAUCCUUAUGAACACAACACAUAGUCUCGGCGUCGAAUCAUACCUCGAGCAGCGUUUCCCAACGAAUGUGGUGCUUUCAUUGGUAUCCGGAGCAGAGAUUUCACAGCUGGGAGCUAGCGAGUUUGAGCACAAGGGCGCAACAGACGUCUGGGUCGGCCCUGCCAACAAGAAUGCCAACAUCCCCCCUCAGAUCCAGUCAGACAUGGCCGAAGCUCUGUCCAUGACAUUGAACUCGGGCCAGGUCCACUGCAAGGUCUCCCACAACAUACGACAGCAGCAGUACGAGCGAAUGAUAGGGCCAAUUGCUUUCCACCCCGCCAGCGUUGUGUUUGAGACACCCAACCAUGCCGAACUAAUAGAAAAGGUUGGCGUGAAACCUUUGGUCAAUGGAGUGCUGGACGAGAUGCUUGCCCUCGCAAAGGCCUCCGACUGCUCGUUUCCCGCCGACUUCCGGGAAAAAACGUUCCAAGACAUGAUUCGUCCCCAGGAGCACAACAGCACCAUGUGGAUGGACUUUGAGGCUAAGCGCCCUAUGGAGAUUGAGACAUAUCUCGGUGCUCCCUUGAAGCUUGCACAAGAAGCCGGUGUCGCCGUGCCCCGGAUUGAAACGCUGUAUGCAACGCUUCAUCAUAUCAACAUUACCAACCGAAACCGCCCUGCAGCGCCCGCAGUGGCCCCUAACCAACCCCCUCAGAACGGCAUGCAACCGCCACCCAGGAUGUCUUCGGCUCCCAUGCCACGAGGACCCCCUUCUCAGGCCGCCAUGAUGAAUGGAAACGGUCCUGUCAAGGGCGGUCCUCGCCCAGACAGCCGUGCCCCAUCGGUCAACGGCGGUCCCCCAAUGAUGCGUCGUGGACCGCCCCCAGGCCCCAAUGGCUAUCCCCCACGGAUGAACGGAGGCCCAAACGGCCAGCGACGCUCGUCGCUUGAAGAGAAUGGAAACCUGGAAGAGUUUUCGCAUCUUAUGCUUUACGACGACAUGGUACCCGAUGGCCCCAACGGCGGUCCUUACGAGAGCGCAGGCAACUCCUCUAACAACGUGUCGCUUCGCGAAAGAGAACUGAUGCUGAGGCAGAGGGAACUGCAGAUUCGAGAGCAGGAGAUGAACAUGCGACGCGCGCCUGGUGGACCUGUGGGCCGCGGUGGAGGAGGAGGAGGUGGUGGAGGUGGUCCUAUGAGGCCCGCCAUGGGGCCUGGACCUGGCAUGGGGCGAGGAAGGCCCCCGCCACCAGCCUCAAUGGCCGGCUUCGAUGACGACGAUGACGGCGAAGACUUUUUCGAUCCCAUGGGCGGACGCGCGCCCAUGAUUGACCCGGACAACUUUGACAUGAUGAGCGUAACGUCUCGCCGCAACCGAUCAGCACCCAGUGCUAAGCAGAUUCGCCAGAACCCCGAGGGUGCAGGCUACGGCCCUGCUCCCAACCGUGGCCCGAGGAAUCCCUUUUCACGUCCAGGAAUGAGCAAGAAUCGGAGUAGUGCCCGGAUGAUGGCCGAUGUUCCAGGUCUUCACGACUCCAUCAUGAACAACCCACUCAUGGGCUACUCGUCGGACCGCUACGGACAUGUUGAUCGCGGUGCCAUAGGCGCACAGUCGAGGACCAACUCAUUGACCUCAGCUCGUCUGGAUGAGAUUUCAGGCGGCGCAGGAUACGGUGUUUACCCUACGCCCAACGGUCGCCGAGUCAGCCAGUCGCCGGGCAACCCCAUGAGCCCCGGCGGCGGCAGGCCUGGCGGCCGACCAUCACCGCCCAACGGGUUUCCUCCCAACGGCAUGUCACCCAAUGGGCGACCGUCGCCUCCAGGUAUGGCACAGCCCCGACACCCCGGCCUGGAAAACGCAGGAGCACCACAACAGGUUGAACAGCACGCUGGGGUGAGCAAUCUCUACCCGCCCAAGUCUCGUCCCCAAGUUCGAAGUCUGACUGGAAGCGCUUCCAACAGUAGCGCCGCUUUAGAUUCUGAAAACUCUGCGCACAGCAGUCAAAGCAGCCUAGGACCCCGACCCCCCGUCGGCGUGCGGUAAUGGGGCAUGUCAUGUUCGACUUUUGAUUUGGUAGCGAUGAGUUUUUGAGUAUGUUGGCAUGUUGGGUGGGCACCGUUUUCAGCUUUGGCGACCAUGGCGAAAUCAUCUACUGCUUCUCUCUCGAUGGACACAUGCUUUCUCCUUGGACGGCAUGUAGCGACACACUCUAGGCGACUCUUUCGACUUUUUUUUCUCUUCUUCUUCUUUUCAUCUUGUUCCUCUUCUUCUUCUUUUCAUCUUGUUCCUCUUCUUCUUCUACAGCAACAACAACAACAACUACUACACCUACUUCAACAACAACAAGCAAGACGUACACGCACCACACCAUCACUAGCCGGGCGAGGGACCAAGCAUGAGAGGCCCGUCGAGGGGGGUCGGGGCAGCUUCAUGAACAAGCCGGGGCUUUGUCCCCACCAGGCGGAUAUUUAAUGACGAAUAGAUUCGGGUUGGGAAAGGGGCACACACACAC
Molecule: messenger RNA, 2986 nt
Organism: Exserohilum turcica Et28A
Lineage: Eukaryota; Fungi; Ascomycota; Dothideomycetes; Pleosporales; Pleosporaceae
Exons: 5
Coding region: 160-2517 (785 amino acids)
Cellular component (GO): cytoplasm
Molecular function (GO): oxidoreductase activity
Source: RefSeq, a predicted model, not a curated record